Messenger RNA from Suillus subaureus, 3108 nucleotides. RefSeq names its product armadillo-type protein. Gene Ontology annotation, molecular function: small GTPase binding. Lineage: Eukaryota; Fungi; Basidiomycota; Agaricomycetes; Boletales; Suillaceae. The coding region runs from base 1 to 3108 and encodes 1035 amino acids. Gene Ontology annotation, cellular component: nuclear envelope; cytosol. The transcript has 17 exons. The record is from RefSeq and is a predicted model, not a curated record. Gene Ontology annotation, biological process: protein import into nucleus.
AUGGCGGCGGCAAAUGUCUCUCAGAUAUUGGCAGACACUCUAAGCGCAGACGCAAAUACUAGGAUCGCUGCUGAACUCAAGCUUUCCGAGGUUCUGCUCCAUCAAGGCUGCACGCGUUUAUCAGAGGCAGGUCUAGCUCUCGCCCAGCUUAUUUUAGCACAAGACGUGGAUAUCUCGCUCCGGCAGAUAAGUUCUUUCUCGUCUUGCAGCAAUCACUCAGCAAGCAUCAUCCUCAGAAAGUAUGUCAAGGAACGAUGGUCUCCAUACUUUGAAUCGUUCAAGGGCAACGCACCUUCAGUAGAGGUCAAAUCUCGAAUACGCCACGCUGUCCUUCAAGGCUUAUCAGACUCGAACCGGAAAAUCCGGUCUUUAUGCGCUCAUACAAUGUCAUAUAUUGGGAACUGCGAUUGGCCAGAUGAAUACCCAGAACUACUCAACUCCCUUAUUACCUUGAUUUCUUCAAGUUCUUCUGAUGCUGUGCAUGGCGCAAUGCAGGUGUUCACUGAAUUUAUAAAAUCGGAUCUCACCGAAGAUCAAAUUUUACCUGUAUUGCGACAGCUUCUUCCCGUCUUGCUCACUAUUCUUGGAUCUACGGAGCAACACACACCUCUCACUCGCGCACGAACUGUAUCCGUUUUUCGUCAAUGCGUGACAGCACUCUACAUGGUCAAAGAUCAACAUCCCCAAGCAGUGAAGGAAGCUACUGCAACCAUCUUGCCAGUUUGGUUGGAGGCAUUCAAAGUGCUUCUUAACCUUGACCCUUUGAAGGAUGUGUCCAAUCAGGACAACUGGGAUGGAUUAGCUGUCAGGAUCCAGGUCUUCAAGACACUGGACGUCAUUCACACGUCAUUUCCCCGUGCCAUGACCUCGUACGUUCGUGGUUAUCUAGAUGCAUCCUUGCGUCACCUUCAGGUGAUGUCCGAAGCAUAUGAUACGUUCUACAUCUCGGGAUCCGGAAGUGCCCCUGGGUCAUCAGAGGAGGAAACAGUAGAAAUACCCCACCUCAUCUGCCCUUUGUUCGACUUUGUUUCAAAUGUUGUCAGAGGGGGGAAAGCGAAGGAGUGGCUUCAGGUGGAGAACCUGAACAGUUUGGAAGAGACGUGGGCAACAAAUGCCAAUGCUUUCGUGGCACAUGAAGAGGAUGACACACAGGCAUAUGGCGUCCGAGUCGCUGGCUUCGAGUUGCUAUAUACUAUUCUCAACCGUUCUCCUGCACAAAUUUGUGCUACCUUCCAGACUGCGAUUCAUCAGGUCAUUGCAACAUCACAGAGAGCACGAGAAAAUGGGUCAACUGCUUGGUGGAAACCACUUGAAGCAUCCUUCGCCGCGAUUGGCUCUCAAUCCGAAGAUGUCCUCGAGUGCAUUGAAAAUGAACAGGAUUCUGGCCGAGCAAAACCUAUUGAUGUGGAGGAUUUGCUUGCCAAUGUCGUUCCGUCGGUCUUAAACCAGUCCGACUUUCCAUUCUUGCAAGGCAGGGGUUUCGUAUUUGCGAGCCAGUUUGUCAGGCUAUUGCCGUUACAGAUGGCUGGUCAGUAUCUGGAAGCCGCUAUGCAUGUCAUUGAAUCAAAUUCUGCUGGGAUUCCCGUAAAAAUUUCUGCUGUCAAAGCUAUCCACAACUUUUGUGAAGGCGCGGAGGACUCGGCUAUCACGCCCUUCGUGUCGCGGAUUGCACAGGAUCUGGGACCAUUCUUGCUGGUAACGACUGAGGACACGUUAUCCUUAGUUCUCGAGACAAUGUCGGUUGUUCUAGAUGUCAACAGGGGUCAAUGGCUCACCACUGACUUGUCCAACUCUCUCGUGUUGGCCGUCUUGGAGGUCUGGGCAAAGAACAACAAAGACCCCAUUUUCCUAUCAAUCUUCACCGAAAUCUUCACCUCGCUGGCCUCCUCGACUGGCACAGGAGUGUACGAAACGGUUGUCAAACAGGCACUACCCACUCUUUGUACUGCGAUCGCGGGUUCCAAACCUCAAGAAGCCUGGAUAGCAGGGUCUGCCAUUGACUUGAUCUCAAGCCUCGUUCGCGGUGCACCCGAAGGCGGCCUUGGAGACGGCUUCUUCGCUCUCCUAGCACCUAGCUUGUUCAGCUGCCUUAGCGAAGCCGAGGACCGUGAUGUUCUUCAAAACGGCAUGGCGUGUCUUGCUUUGAUAGUCCGCAAAGAUUGCAGGCAGAUCCUAGAAUGGCGGGACCCAUCCGGCCAAUCCGGUCUCGAUCAUAUUCUGAAAGUUAUUGCGAAGCUCCUGCAAAACGACGAUGAAUCCGGUGGUUUGGUCAUUGGUGAUCUCAUCAUUCACUUGCUGCGUCGUGCAGGCGAAGCUGUUCUCCCAGUACUUCCGGAACUUCUUCAAGCUAUGGUAUUGCGGAUGCUAUCGGCCAAGACCGCUACUUUCAUCCAGAGCCUCGUCGUUCCAUUCGCGUUCCUCGCAUAUAACCAGCAGGACACAGUAUUGUACUUGCUGGAAUCGACUACGACGAAUGGCAGGAACAGUCUCGAUAUCCUCAUCCAGACGUGGUGUGAGAAUGCAGAAACGUUCCAGGGCUUUUGGCAAUCGCGUGUUAGCACAUUGGCGCUCACAAAAUUAUACGCCUCUGGUCGUUCAAGCCUGCAAUCAUUGAUGGUCAAGGGCGAUAUUAUCUUGAAGCCGGAGACGAAGAAUGUGAUCAUGACUCGGUCGCGAACGAAGACGACACCCCAUGAGUUUACGUCAGUGCCUUUCCCUGUGAAGGCACUUAAACUGCUUGUACACGAUCUUAGAGCUGGGGGCGACUCUGCGACGAUCCCAAAAGCUGAGUUUGAUGUGGACUCGGACGAUGGCGAUGAAGAGUGGACAGAAGAAGAGCAACAGAAUCAGGGCUUCAAGCAAGAAGAAUUUGCUUUCCUCUCCGAGAUGCUGGGUCCCCGAGGGGUCAACUUUGACAAUGACGACAUUCUCGAAGAGAUGGAUGAUGAAGACCUCAGAAACGAUGCCAUCUCUCAGAUUGACAUGCAGGCGCAUCUGGUGUCAUUCUUUAGAGAAUGUGCAUCGCACAACGUUAACAACUUUUCCGCAAACAUCGACCAAUUGUCGGCUGAGGAGAUCAUGGUUGUGCGCCACGCUAUUGAUCACUGA